UUUAACGUGGUCACCGCGAGAACGAGAAUGGAUUCACUCAUGCUCUCGCCUCUCCAGCUUCACCUUCGCCUCCUUCCGCUUCCAAAUCCCUUCGUCGGAACCCGUAAAAACCCUAAUGAAUUCCGGCGGAUCGGAAAGAGUUGGUGUUUUCCCCUCGCCGGAAACGGGAAUCGCUUUGUAGUCUCUUCUCCCCUCCGCUCCUGGAGUCGCCUCGCGUACUCCACCACUGCAACUGCCCGGCACAAGCCAUGUUCGAGAUAUGCCGUUCUCGGUGCUGGUUUCUCCGGAAUGUCGGUGGCGUGGCACCUUCUCAAGCAAGGAUCCAAGGAAACUCGGCUUUGUAUAGAUAUUUAUGAUGAUGCUGGGAUAGGUGGUGGCGCAUCCGGUGCGUCGGGAGGGCUUCUCCAUCCCUACUCUCCUAAAGCUAAGCUUCUUUGGAAAGGUGCUGAGUGUUGGAGCGAAUGCUUAGAUUUGUUAGUGACUGCAAGCAGAGUUGCGGAAGCCAGAUCUUCCGAAGAAGUAUUUCAAUAUUCAUUCACUGACAUUAGCGAGCAGUUUGUUUGGCAAAGGGGAAUUGUAAGACCAGCAUCUGAGAAGAAUGCGGACAUUCUGAGGGAGAAUGCUCAGAGUUUCCUUGAGAGUUGCUAUCUUGAGCUUCUGGAUAGGAAUGCUGCCCAAUCUCUAGUACCAGAUUUGUUUGUGCCUGUUGACUUGGCUAUUUAUAUGCCACUUGCUAUGAAUAUCCAUCCAAAGAGAUACCUCCAGGCGCUGUUUCUAGCUUGCAAUGAGCUAGCAGAACAUGAAGAAAAUGAGAUUUAUCUAUUCAAAGAAUCUAUCAACAACCUCGAGCAAUUAUCAGAGGAAUAUGAUGCAGUGAUCAUAUGUCUGGGUGCUCAAGUCAACAAACUUCCAGAGCUCUCAGGAAAGCUUCCUCUGAGGACGUGCAGAGGUGUCGUUGCUCAACUCCAUUUGCCGACUGAUCUCUCAGAAGAGUAUCAUCAUCAAAGACCCGCAAUACUAUCAGAUGCGUGGCUUGCAUUUCGAGAACCACGGAACGUUUUCAUUGGAUCGACAUGGGACUGGAAUUCUACUAACUACUCAUCAAGUGUCUCUAAAGAGGAAGCUUCAAAGGCCAUGGAAGAACUCUUGCCGAAAGCCGCUACUGCAUAUCCACCGGUACAGAGCUGGUCCUUCGUCGGAGCACAGGCAGGCUUGAGGGCCAUGCCACCAUUAACACCUUAUGGCUCUCUUCCUCUCCUAGGCUGUGUCAAUGGCCUACUCGGUGAGACUGCCAAGAGCAUGUAUUGGUUGAUUGGUGGUCUUGGUUCAAGAGGGCUUCUUUACCAUGGUUUGGUAGGAAAAUUGACUGCCCAAGCCGUUCUUUCUUCCAAUGAAGAUGUUCUUCCUUCUGAAUUCACUUCAUGGAAAAAUGGGAUCAAAAUGAAUUAUUGAUCUAUUGGAGAUA
Zingiber officinale is the source of this 1465-nucleotide messenger RNA. RefSeq lists its product as uncharacterized. The transcript has 8 exons. The record is from RefSeq and is a predicted model, not a curated record. Gene Ontology annotation, molecular function: oxidoreductase activity. Bases 28 to 1452 code for a protein of 474 amino acids. Lineage: Eukaryota; Viridiplantae; Streptophyta; Magnoliopsida; Zingiberales; Zingiberaceae. Gene Ontology annotation, cellular component: cytoplasm.